AUGCAGCCGUCACACUACGACGCCUCGACAUGGGCCGUGUACCGCGCGGCAGCGAGCGACGAAUCCAUGUCGCAGAGCUCCAUCCGAGAAGGGCGGCGGUCGAGGAGGCAGUAUUCGGCCGUCCCCAAGGCCGAGUACACCGAGCAUGCGAUGCCAGUGGGUGGCAUAUGCUACGACCGCUCCAGGAUGUAUGAGCAGGAGCUUACCUCGACUCGGGUCGCUCACUCCAAUCCCGACGUUUGCUACUCGCCGUGGGCGCGAGAUGAUGAGAAGCGGCAGACUGAGAGACCAUGUAGGCAUCUUUGUUCGCCUCUUGCCCAAGUACUGACGGCGCUGCCAGAUCACGGCUACUACGAUACUCCAGAGGCGGUCUACUGGGAAAGCAGCGAACCAAUUGCAGGAGGAAAUAGCAACUCGCCUGAGAUGAGGGCGGCGCAGUCACGCUAUGCGCAGCCCGCUAUGUACGACUACAGCAUCGUGCCUUCGCAGCGCCAAGGUCUUUAUGGCCCGUACGGCUCCGCUAACAGCGUCGGUCACGACGGUCGGGGACAAGGUGGCGGUAACCCCGGCCCGCUGAGCAGAAAUCAACUGCUGGCGCAAUACAGCACCAUCGCCGACGCACUCACCCCAGUCGUCAAUCAUCACCUCCCCUGCCACUCCCCCGAAGCCCAGAUCACCGGACUACCAUACUCCGACGAUCGCGAGCCGUGCGUACCCAAUGACACUACCGACACUUGCUCGGCCGGAGAGACAACGUCGAGGAAGGCAGCGUCGAAGCGACAUAUGUGCACCAUCUGUCAGAAGUGUUUUCCGCCUGGCGGCUUACAAACCCACAUGAACGCGCACAACAAUGUAAAGUUCGAAUGCGGCCACGACGACUGCUCGAUGUGCUUCUCGGUCCAGUCCAACGCUCGUAGACACAGACGCAACGCGCACGGCAUCGGUUUCGCCGAGCGCUACGAGGACGCGCAGCGCCGCGUGUCCGCUCCCCCGCCCGAUAUCACCUUCAAUGAGCCUGUCGUGAACGAGCAGGCCGACUAUCUUGCCGUCCCACAGCGACUCAUGUGGAUGCCGCCCAACGACUCCCUCGAUGGCUCUCCGCGCAGGCAAUAG
Schizophyllum commune H4-8 is the source of this 1113-nucleotide messenger RNA. RefSeq lists its product as uncharacterized. Lineage: Eukaryota; Fungi; Basidiomycota; Agaricomycetes; Agaricales; Schizophyllaceae. The coding region runs from base 1 to 1113 and encodes 370 amino acids. The record is from RefSeq and is a predicted model, not a curated record. The transcript has 3 exons.